UGUAUCCACAGGCCCUGAGGUACUGGUGCCCAUGGGCAAAGAGGCCAACUAAGCCAAACCCAGGCUGCUCCCAGCCCAGCUGCACCCAAUACGACCCAGCCACAGGAGUCCUGCUGAGGAGCCCUGAGCCUGGAGUGAGGCCUGAGAGAGGCCAUCUGCCUGAACUCAAGGUGAUAGACUGGCUGGUCCCUGAAGGCUCCAGGGGAGGUUUUGUCUCACCUUAUCCAGCUUCAGGGAUCCUAAGGCAAUGUUCUGGCUGUCUUGAGUCUGUGGGCUGCACGGCCUCCUGCCCAACUCUUGGGGCUCUGACCAGCCUCAAGCUGAUUCCUGUCCCUACCUGGUCUGAGGGGCCCCUCGUGCUUCAGUACUCAGUCAAACACUACAACAGUUACGUGCACGCUGAGACCCACAGACUGCUGCUCCCCAGGCUUCCGGCAGUCCCUCUGUUUGACUCCCCUGUGCCUCUGACCCAGGUGAGCGAGAGGAUGCUGGCGGGGGGCAUGAGAAGCAUGCCCAGCCCCCUCCUGGCCUGCUGGCAGCCCAUCCUCCUGCUGGUACUGGGCUCUGUGCUGUCAGGUUCUGCCACGGGCUGCCCGCCCCGCUGCGAGUGCUCAGCACAGGACCGAGCGGUGCUCUGCCACCGAAAGCGCUUUGUGGCAGUGCCCGAGGGCAUCCCCACCGAGACUCGUCUGCUGGACCUGGGCAAAAACCGCAUCAAGACGCUCAACCAGGACGAGUUUGCCAGCUUCCCACACCUGGAGGAACUGGAACUCAAUGAGAACAUCGUGAGCGCCGUGGAACCCGGCGCCUUCAAUAACCUCUUCAACCUUCGGACGCUGGGGCUGCGCAGCAACCGCCUGAAGCUCAUCCCGUUGGGUGUCUUCACCGGCCUCAGCAACCUGACCAAGCUGGACAUCAGUGAAAACAAGAUUGUCAUCCUGCUGGACUACAUGUUCCAAGACCUAUACAACCUCAAGUCGCUGGAGGUCGGUGACAAUGACCUCGUCUACAUCUCCCAUCGAGCUUUCAGUGGCCUCAACAGCCUGGAGCAGCUGACUCUGGAGAAAUGCAAUCUGACCUCCAUCCCCACCGAGGCGCUUUCCCACCUGCAUGGCCUCAUCGUCCUGCGGCUACGACAUCUCAACAUCAAUGCCAUCAGGGACUACUCCUUCAAAAGGCUGUAUCGACUCAAGGUCUUGGAGAUCUCCCACUGGCCCUACCUGGACACCAUGACCCCCAACUGCCUCUACGGCCUCAACCUGACAUCCCUGUCCAUCACGCACUGCAACCUGACCGCCGUGCCCUAUCUGGCCGUUCGCCAUCUGGUCUAUCUCCGCUUCCUCAAUCUUUCCUACAACCCCAUUGGUACUAUCGAGGGCUCCAUGCUGCAUGAGCUGCUGCGGUUGCAGGAGAUCCAGCUGGUGGGUGGGCAGCUGGCUGUGGUGGAGCCCUAUGCCUUUCGUGGGCUCAACUACCUACGUGUGCUCAAUGUCUCUGGCAACCAGCUGACCACCCUGGAGGAGUCUGCCUUCCACUCGGUGGGCAACCUGGAGACGCUCAUCCUGGACUCCAACCCCCUGGCCUGUGACUGCCGGCUGCUGUGGGUCUUCCGGCGCCGCUGGCGGCUCAACUUCAACAGGCAGCAACCCACCUGCGCCACACCCGAGUUCGUCCAGGGCAAGGAGUUCAAGGACUUUCCAGACGUUCUCCUACCCAACUACUUCACCUGCCGCCGGGCUCACAUCCGGGACCGCAAGGCGCAGCAGGUGUUUGUAGAUGAGGGCCACACGGUGCAGUUUGUGUGCCGAGCGGAUGGCGACCCUCCACCGGCCAUCCUUUGGCUCUCACCCCGCAAGCACUUGGUCUCAGCUAAGAGCAAUGGACGACUCACAGUCUUCCCUGAUGGCACGCUGGAGGUGCGCUAUGCCCAGGUACAGGACAACGGCACGUACCUGUGCAUCGCAGCUAAUGCUGGCGGCAACGACUCCAUGCCCGCCCACCUGCAUGUGCGCAGCUACUCGCCCGACUGGCCCCAUCAACCCAACAAGACGUUCGCCUUCAUCUCCAACCAGCCAGGCGAGGGAGAGGCCAACAGCACCCGCGCCACCGUGCCUUUCCCCUUCGACAUCAAGACGCUCAUCAUUGCCACCACCAUGGGCUUCAUCUCCUUCCUGGGCGUUGUCCUCUUCUGCCUGGUGCUGCUGUUUCUCUGGAGCCGGGGCAAAGGCAACACAAAGCACAACAUCGAAAUUGAGUAUGUGCCCCGGAAAUCGGACGCAGGCAUCAGCUCGGCUGAUGCACCCCGCAAGUUCAACAUGAAGAUGAUAUAAUGACGGGGCGGGAUUGGGGCACAGGGACACCCCCCGGGGGAACACUGGGCAAGGAAGGAGCCGGGCUGCUGCCCACUCAUUCCCAGGCCUUCCCACCUCCUUCCUGCCCUCCUCCCCGCCCUCCCCUUCCCCCCCACGUGCCCCUGCUGCCUCUCCAGCCCUCACCGCCUGCCCUCCUUCUACCAGGACUUCAGAAGGCCAGGCCUGAGGACCCCACCUACACAGGGGCCAGAGUUGACAGACGAAUCCAAAGCCGACGAACCGACACGCGGCAGAGUCAAUACAAUUUAAAAAAAAAAAGUUACAAACUUCCUCUGUAACUUGGGUUUCAAUAAUUAUGGAUUUUUAUGAAAACUUGAAAUAAUAAAAAGAAAAAACUAUUUCCUAUAGCUAGUCGGAAUGCAAACUUUUGACGUCCUGAUGGCCCCCAGGGCCUUCUUCCAACUCAGUUUCUUGUUUUCUCUUCCUCCUCCUCUUCCUCCUUUCUCUUCUCUUCCCCCGUGGGGAGGGAUCACUCAGGAAAACAGGGAAGGAGAUUCCAGCCCCACCCUCUGGCCCACUCUGCUAGGUGCCAUUUGGAGCCAUGGGUGGCAGCUCAGCUCCAGGACCCAGCUCCAGCUGGCUUUUCACAGGAAGUAGGGGAGGGGACAGGACUGCCCAGUGUGGGUGGGGCUUGUCUGCUGGCUGCCAGGCUGCACUGCCAAGGGGAGGUGGGGGGGGGCCAGGCUCGGGUGUGGCUGAAACUGGGACGGGCUGGGGUCCUCCUGUGGGAACAGCACAGUCAGUGGAAAGAGUCAGGAGCCAGAGGCAGGCCCGAGUCCUCUCCUCUGGUUCCAGCUCUGCUGCUCACUGUUGUGUGACUCAAGCAGGUCACUGGCCCUCUCUGGGCCUCAGUCUCCACAUCUGUACAAAUGGGAACAUUAUCCCUGCCCUGCCUACCUCACAGGGCUGUUGUGAGGAACUGAUGAGAUGAUGUAUGUGAACCACUUUGUAACCUGUAAAGCGCUGUGCACAUGUG
Messenger RNA from Microtus ochrogaster (prairie vole), 3348 nucleotides. RefSeq names its product leucine rich repeat and Ig domain containing 1 (gene Lingo1). Lineage: Eukaryota; Metazoa; Chordata; Mammalia; Rodentia; Cricetidae. Gene Ontology annotation, molecular function: protein binding. The record is from RefSeq and is a predicted model, not a curated record. Gene Ontology annotation, cellular component: plasma membrane.